Oncorhynchus gorbuscha (pink salmon) is the source of this 1629-nucleotide messenger RNA. RefSeq names its product ras-like protein family member 10B. Lineage: Eukaryota; Metazoa; Chordata; Actinopteri; Salmoniformes; Salmonidae. Bases 1 to 618 code for a protein of 205 amino acids. Gene Ontology annotation, molecular function: GTP binding; GTPase activity. The transcript is spliced from 3 exons. The record is from RefSeq and is a predicted model, not a curated record.
AUGCCGCCUCCCUUCCGCAUCGCUGUGCUGGGGGCACAAGGCGUGGGCAAGACUGCCAUCGUGCAGCGCUUCCUCCACGAUGACUACAGCGAGGCGCCCACCCCGGCAACCAGCCGCGCCCGCCGUGUCCACCUGUCUGCUGCUGUGCUCAAUGGCCACGUGCACGACCUGCAGAUCACAGACUAUCCUGCCAUCACCAGCUUCCCCGGGAACUCAAUGCAGGAGUGGACAGACACCUGCUGCCGAGGUAUCCGUAGCGCUCACGUCUACAUCCUGGUCUAUGACAUCUGCUGCUUCGACAGCUUCGAAUACAUCAAGACCAUGCGCCAGCAGAUCCUAGAGACCAGGGUGUUGGGCACAGGCGACAUGCCCAUCCUGGUCGUGGGGAACAAGCGGGACUUGCAGCGGGGGCGUGUUAUCCCCCGCCACAACAUGUCCGACCUGGUGAGGAAGAACUGGAAGUGUGGCUACGUAGAGUGUUCGGCCAAAUUCAACUGGCACGUGCUUCUGCUGUUCGGGGAGGCUCUGCGCAGUGUGGGCUGUGCCCGCUGCAAACACGUCCAUGCAACCAUUCGCUUCCAACGGGCACUAAGAAACGAACGCUGUGCCCUCAUGUGAUUUACUCAGUGACGGUGGGGUGCGCACCAGAGUGGCAUUGAGGGCCAUUGGUACAGUAAACCUCCCUAGGACCUCCAUGGCUGACAUUUCUGUCCUGUGAAGCUACAGUAUUAACAUGUAACAGCCCUCUGUUUUGCUGCUAUCUGACUUGAUCAGGGAUGGAGAGUACCACCCUAUCCAUCUGACAUUUUCUUGAACUGGAGGCAGCUAAACCAACUCCUUGCUGUAAAAAUUCUGAACUCGUUCAAGUACACUAAAGGAACUUUCCAGCAUCUGGGAGUCGCUCCAAACAGACAGAUUGGCUUACGUUGUUUGACUCACCUGGACGUUGAUCGAUGUAUGACAUUGCUAAUGUCAAAGCCCUAUUUGGAGUGGGAUUGAGGUUGACAUCUGCUGAUGCAUUCUCUCUGCUCGGAUGUCUUGAAGGUGCACACUUGAGCAUAUAAUCCCCAGAGGUAGCUAUACAAAUUCCGUACACAAACCCAUCUCAAUUAGUCCUCUGAAACCAAAACAGCCAACCAUAGGGAGAAUUCUGUUAAAUGGAGUAAUCCAGUCCACCUUUACGCUCCACUCGCAAACAAACAACGGUAGAAGCACAUAGGGUGAACUGUAGAAGCACAUAAGGGUGUUUAUAUACAAACACAACUCCGACCAAACCCCGAUAUGAGACUGUUAAUGAUAUACUGUAAAAAGAAUAAGGUCUAAAUGUAAUAAAAUACUUGAGGCUAGACGUGGUUGCCAACAUAUCGGCCUGUUCAGGUCCUCUGAACUGCUAAAUACAGCAAUAAAUGAACAUGCCAUGCUUGAAUGUAAGUAACCUUUGGUAAAACGUAGGAAUAAGGCGGAACACAAGGACACACUUGUUUCCUGUAGGGUUGUAUUCAAUGAAAUGUUUUAUUUAUUUUUAUUUCACCUGGUAGGCUAGUUGAGAACAAGUUAUCAUUUAGAAUUGCAACCUGGCCAAGAUAAAGCAAAGCAGUGCGACACAGAGUUACACAUGGAAUAAACAAA